Messenger RNA from Astrephomene gubernaculifera, 1128 nucleotides. Lineage: Eukaryota; Viridiplantae; Chlorophyta; Chlorophyceae; Chlamydomonadales; Astrephomenaceae. The record is from the annotation of a GenBank genome assembly.
GUUUUGGACAACUUUCGGUAAUUCUUUUAGUGCUUGUUUGAAGUUAAACGAAAUUGCGACACGAUGGCUUCACUAUUGAGACAACCAAGCUGCUGCCGUUCGAUAGCAAGACAUGAGACGCGAACAACGCAGCAAAUUCAUGUCGCAUCUAGCACUUACAGCAGCAAGACUUUACGACAAGGCGUAUGGCGGGCAGCAGCGGUGCAGGCAACGCCUGCAGGCGAGGCGGCCAACAGCAGAGCACCAAGAGGCCCACCGGGCGACGAGUCUUCAAAGCAGUUUGCGAUAGAAAUAGCGCGUGUAGCGGAUGAAGUAAAAUGCUCCGACAUUGUGGUUCUCGACGUCGCGCCUGUGGUCAGCUGGACAAGUUUCCUUGUAAUCGCAACCGUGUUCAGCAAGCCUCAGUUGCUGGCUGCCCUAGCACGUGUGGAAAAGGCAGCGGGGGAGCAACACGGACGGGCGCGAUUAAACCUGCCAGGGUCGAGUCCAUGGGAGACACUGGACUUUGGCGAUGUGGUGCUGCACCUGUUCACGGCGGAGCAACGCGAGUACUACGACAUCGAGUCGUUCUACGCGGCGGCUGAGGAGGUGGAGCUGCCAUUUGGGCCGCCAGACGGACCCAUGGGUCAGCGGGGCGGCGCGGCGGCGGCCGCAGGGCAACAGCCCACGUGGAGUACCAAGUUGUGAGGCGCAUGAGGAGGACGUGUACUGUAAAUAGGCUGCAGGAUGGGAGUUGAUCAGGAGAGCAUACCCGUGCGCUUGCAUGGGGGCCGACCGCCGUUUGGGUGCCUUGCAACUGUAGUCGACAGCUGAGGUCCAGCACGACACCUGUAUCUAUUUUUUCCUCAUUUUACACCUUUAUAGGAUGCAAGGUGGUUCCAUUCUUAUCAAGCAAGUGGCGACCUGCUCCUAACCGGCUGGGGUGGUGUGCUGGCUGGCUAGGUUGGGGCGUCGUUGCCGGGGCCGGGUUGGAGAGAAGGGACUGAUCUCUGUUCACUGUGACGGCCAAGGCGUGACAGCGUGACAUGGACCGGCAAGUGGUCUUUUGAAAGACUGAGUGUACGCGGGGGCAGGUGGGGCGAUAGUGGUGGGGCCAGCUGCCUUAAGCAAUGGAUCAGACCGCCAUAG